AUGCCUCAUCACGAGUCGCCCCCCAUGCCGCCGGUCAUGGUGACUAGCAAGACGGCCGCCCCUUCGCCCGACGAUGUCGCCCAGAUCACCAAGUCGAUUUACGGUUCAAAGACGUCGCAGGAAUCUCUGGACGCAGCAUACUCGCUCACCGAUGUUCUGCUCAACAGUGUAGGCUUCCGCGGUCUCACCGCAUACAAUAUCCUUCCCGAGAUCAUCAAAGCUGCCGGAAACAAGAAAGAUGUUGGCAAGCGAGAAGGUGCCAUGUUCGCUCUGGGCGCAAUCUUCGAGCGAUUCCCUUCCAAAGCGCCCUUGAGCGAGGUAAUCUUCCUGUUGCAAGAGACUGCCUUGGUGGGUUGUGCGCUGGAUUCUCUUGCCGACCGACAAUCGUCUAUCAAGGAGGGAGCCCGCUAUGCGCUCGAUGCACUGUACGGACACCUCUCGUCCGAGGCCAAGGUGUACGGCCUCCUGCCACUGAUUCAGCAAUAUCUGCGAAAGAGCACGGGCAAGUGGCAGGGUACAGUCGGGGCAUUUGAGCUCAUGGGACGCAUGGCAGACGAUGCGAAGAUGGGGACGGAGAGUAAAGAGGUGGAACAGAACAAGGAUGUCUUGAGAGAAUCCAUGGGUAGACAGCUGGCAGGUCUGAUUCCGAUCGUGGAGGCUGGCAUGCACGACUUGAAGAGCGAGGUUUCCAAGCAAGCCCUCAAGACCAUGAACAGCUUGACUGAUUUGCUACAAAACGACGAUGUUGCACCGCGGAUACCCAUCUUGGUCGCAGCUAUGGAAGACCCAAGCACCGACGCGCAAAGGAAAGCAAUCCACGCGCUCAGCCAGACUACUUUCGUUACAAUCGUAACAUCGCCCGUCCUUGCCCUCCUGACACCACUUCUUGAACGGUCACUCAACACGCCUACAACAACCCAGGAAGUCUUGCGCCAAACAGCUGUGGUUGUGGAGAAUUUGACGAAACUCGUUCACGACCCAAUCGAAGCUCGCAACUUCUUGCCCAAGCUCAAGCCUGGUAUCCAGGCUGUGAGGGACGGCGCAUCGCUUCCUGAGGUGCGCGAGAUUGGCCAAAGAGCAUACGAUGUUAUGAUGAAAGCCAUGGGCGACAUGCACAAUGGUGACAGCAAGGUCCAGGAAGCCAUGGACCGUGUGAAGCCUGAGGAAACUCUGACCUUACUGGAGAAGGAGAUUCAACAAAAUGGCGGUCUUCUGAACUACCCAGGAGAUUCCGAAGUCUGGACCUUUGCCAAGAAAUACAUCUCAGACAUCGUGGCCGAGGUCGUGAACCAGCGUCUAUUGGAGAGGGUCACGAAGAACAUCACACCGUAUUUGCAGCCUCUGAUGGACGAUGGAAAGGCCGACGCUGUCGCUGCAGCCAUCCACGGAUUUUAUGUGGCCGAAGAUCAUCGCAAGUACGGCAAUCCAGUCCAGAUCGAAGAUGGUGAGACAGAGAUUGUCAACGCCAACUUCUCGCUCGGCUACGGAGGAAUGCUUCUGCUCUCGCACACGAACCUGCGCCUUCUCAAAGGCCACAGAUAUGGUCUCUGUGGUCGAAAUGGAGCUGGAAAGUCUACUCUGAUGCGCUCCAUCGCUAACGACAAGUUGGAUGGCUUCCCACCUCAAGAUGAGGUCAGAACCUGCUUCGUAGAGCACAAUCAAGGGGAGGAUGCUGACCUGACGAUUCUGGAGUACUGUCUGAAGGAUCCAGAACUGCAGAACGAGGGCAAGGAGCGCAUUGAGAAUGUCUUGGAAGAGGUGGGUUUCACCCGUGGCGCAGAAGGCCGACAACAGCAGAAGGUGGGCAGUCUUUCUGGAGGCUGGAAGAUGAAGCUCGCUCUGGCCAGAGCUAUGUUGAUGCGCGCCGAUGUCUUCUUGCUGGACGAACCGACGAACCACCUGGAUGUUGCGAACGUGAAGUGGUUGCAGGAGUACCUUAAGACUCACACCGAUAUCACUUCGCUUAUCGUGUCCCACGAUUCUGCUUUCUUGGAUGAAGUCUGCACGGAUAUCUACAACUACGAGAACAAGAAGUUGGUCCACUACAAGGGCAAUUUGGCGGAUUUGGUCAAGGUCCGCCCUGAAGCGAAGAGCUAUUACACGCUCAGCGCAUCGCUGGUGUCGUUCAAAUUCCCGCCUCCUGGUAUCUUGACCGGUGUCAAAUCCAACACUCGCUCUAUCCUCCGCAUGACCAACUGCAAUUUCACAUAUCCUGGCGCAUCGAAGCCCAGUCUCAACGACGUGUCCGCUCAGCUGAGUUUGAGCAGCAGAGUCGCCAUCAUUGGACCAAACGGUGCCGGAAAGUCUACACUGAUCAAGGUCUUGACCGGUGAAGUCAUCCCUCAGACUGGCAAAGUCGAGAAGCAUCCCAACCUGCGGAUUGGUUAUAUCAAGCAGCACGCUCUCGAGCAUGUCGAAAUGCAUCUCGAGAAGACGCCUAACCAGUAUUUGCAAUGGCGGUAUGCCAAUGGCGACGACCGGGAGGUACUUAUGAAACAGACGCGGCAGCUUACCGCAGAGGACCAAGCGCAGAUGGACAAAUUCAUCGACCUCGGAGAUGGCAAGGCGGCGAGACAACUUGAGGCUUUGAUUGGUCGACAGAAGUACAAGAAAAGCUUCCAGUAUGAGGUCAAGUGGAUCGGAUGGUUGCCAAAGUACAACUCCAUGGUUUCUCGCGAGACUUUGAUGGAGUGGGGAUUUCAGAAGCUCAUCCAGGAAUUCGAUGACCACGAGGCAAGUCGAGAGGGUCUUGGAUUCCGUCAACUGGAACCCAAGAUCAUCUCGAAACACUUCGAGGAUGUUGGCCUUGACCCCGAGAUUGCGAACCACAAUGAGAUCUCCGGCUUGUCUGGUGGUCAGAAGGUAAAGGUUGUCUUGGCAGGUGCGAUGUGGAACAACCCUCAUUUACUGGUGCUUGACGAGCCUACCAACUUCUUGGACCGCGACUCGCUUGGUGGUCUCGCUGUUGCUAUUCGCGACUACAAGGGUGGUGUUGUCAUGAUCUCCCACAACGAGGAAUUCGUUGGCGCACUCUGCCCUGAACAGUGGCACGUCGUCGAUGGUCGACUCACUCAGAAGGGUCACCUUGCCGUCAGCCUUGACCGCUUCGAAGACUCUCGUCCAGGCUCCUCUAUGGCUUCCUCCGCGGCCGCUUCCACGGUUGCUUCUUCCGCGGCUGCCUCCGCUGCUGGCACACCUAUCGGCUCUGGUGCGCAGUCCGAGGCGGAAGGCGCACCGGCGGAUGAUAUGAAGUUCAAGGCGAAGAAGAAGAAGAAGUUGACGAGAGCGCAGAUGAAGGAGCGUGAGGUGCGGAGACGUUUGAGACAUAUCGAGUGGCUGAACUCACCUAAGGGAACUCCUCAUCCCCCGGAUACGGAUGAUGAAGCCUAG
Molecule: messenger RNA, 3390 nt
Organism: Lecanosticta acicola
Lineage: Eukaryota; Fungi; Ascomycota; Dothideomycetes; Mycosphaerellales; Mycosphaerellaceae
Source: the annotation of a GenBank genome assembly